GUGGAAAAUUUACGUUGAUUGGGUUGGACUUCGACUCGGAAGGGGAGUGUCGAUACGGAAGGUUGAUGUAGGUUUACAAUCGGUAGCCAAGAGAAUCUCUCCCUUCUUUCUCUCCCUUUCUUUUCCCCCCCAUCUCCCUCUCUCCAUCAUGAUAUUCUUCUGUAACUUCCUUCGUGCCUGCGUUCAGUUUCCUGGUUUUUCUUCUUCUCUUCCUCUGCAACAAUUUAAAAUGUCGCGUUCUUCAUUCAGAGAGAGAGAGAGCGAGAGAGAGAGCGCGAGAGAGAGUUUAUGGAAUGCUGUGAUGUCAUCAACUCAGUCACUCUCACACACACAAAGACGAGGAGGAACCACCAGCACGCUCCAGCUUAGUUAGCAUACUCCGCCGUGGAACCGCUGUCUACAUCCCCCCCAUCGUUCCGGUGAUGGCCUCCAAACUCAAAGGAAACUGACGUCCUAAGGAGGGAGGAAGGAGUGCUGGGAAAACACACAUACAGGAAACAGGAUUCUGUGUGUGUGUGAGUCUGAGUGUGCGUAUAUGUGAGUAUGUGUGUGUAAGCAUGUGUGUGCGUGUGUGUGUGCUUGCGUGUGAGUGUGUGUGAUUCUGUAUGUUGUAUGUAUGUAUGUGAGUGUGUGUGUAUACAAAAUAGGAAUGUGUGCUUUGGUUCAGAAGGAAGAACGCGUAGGUAUGUGUUUCUGGGGUUGGUUUAUGGAUAGAGAAGCUGUGAUUGUCUUCCUCUGAUGACGGUUGAACGAUAAAGCAACUGUCCACCUCGAGAAGCUGUUGGCCUAAAGGACUGCCCUGCCUCCCCCCCGUCGCUUUAGCCAGCUGGUUCCUAGUUAGCCCACCGGCCAGUCACCCGACAUGCUGCAGCAGAUUCUAAAAGACAUGUACAUCGAUCCCGAUGUGCUGAACGCGCUCAAUGAGGACCAGAAGAAGACCCUGUUCCUGAAAAUGCGCCAGGAGCAGGUGCGCCGUUGGAAAGAGCGGGAGGAGAAAUUGGAGAGGGAGGGUGGAAGUGCGGAGGCCACCGUGAGAACAAAGCCAAAGACAGCCAACAGCAAGAAGGUGAGCUGGCUGCUCGGCCGGGAUGGCGAUGUGGCCGUCAUUGUGAUUGGAGAGGUGGAUGAGCUGAAGACCUCCAAAAUCAUCUGCUCGGGGUUUGGAGAAAAGAAGGGGCCGAGUCUUCACAACAGUGCAUGCCAUCAGAAGACUAUCUUAAAGAACAAUUUGGUACACAAAACAGCCACAGAACCUCCAAGGACGGGGAGGGAGAACUUCCCACCUAAAACACAACCUGGAAAACCAUUUAAUUUAAAGGGAACCUCGGAUGAAGUGAGUCCUUCACCCCCUCUACAGGUGUCAGUGAGUGAGCACUCAUCACCACCAGCAGUGGAAAAGCAAGAGUUGAAGUCAAGCAGUGCUGCUGAGGACAUUUCAGCUGCUCAGCCCUCCAUCUGCUACAGACCUCACACGAGAGCAAGCCCCAUCACCGUGAGAUCAGCUUCUGCAAAUGUGGGGCUCGGUUCGGCAAACACGAGACCCGGCCCUGCAAAUCUGAGGCUGGCCGCUGUCAUACCUAUUUGCAGCAGCACUGACAAAAUAGACCCUGAACCGACAUCAUCCACCAAAGCCAGUUUCCAUCAACAAGAGCCCCAGAGGCCCCUCUCACAGGAAUCACACAGUGGUAAAGAUAACCGUGCGGCGGAAGCCUGUCAGAGGGCCACGCCUGAGGAGACCAGAUCCGGGGAGAGCGCGGCGGCGUGCGCAGGGCGGGGCCGGGUGGCUCAGCUCAUGAAAACCUUCAGUGUUGAGAGCUCUACUGCCCCCACACAGACUCCCUCCCGUGGCAACAAGCCUCCUCUUCCCAGCAAACCUAGCCACUUGCGUCUUGUGUCCUCACACCCGCUUAGGUAAUCCAGAUCCAGUACUAAACGGAACCACCUGUCCGACUCUCCAUGCCUUGAUAAAAGCUGCACUGGACACCGUUAGGACCCCCCCCCCCACAGCGUGGGGCUUUAGCCGACUGGCAAUGUGAACAGGGUGGAUGGGUAUUUCUCAAUUUUGGUCGAUGAUGCAGACCAUCACCUUCAUUUCCAAAGAAAAACAAUGAAAAUAUAUUUUGUGCUUGAAUGUUUUGGUUUCCUCCUUUUCCCUUUGUACACUUGCAGGACUGCACGCGCUCCGUGGGAAGAAACUCCAAACCAAGCAGUUGUAAUGGAUUCUUUUUCUAUUAAUAUAACCCUUCUUCUUUCUUUUUUUGUGUGUAUUUACCAGGGAAUGUGUGUCUAUCAUACUGCUUACUCCCCUGCUGUUGAGGCUUUCCAGGCUUUGCACAACACAUGGAUGAAUACGGCUCCGUUUUAAUGUGCCAUGUUUUUCGGAGUCCUGGCAAAGCGGUUCCCAGAGCCCGUUACACUUAAUAACCGUUUGCCUUCCUGUUCUGCUAUUCUGAUCGUUCACGAGAGGCAUUAUGGCGUUCCCUGACACGAGCAUGAUUCGAUACUUCUUUUGGGGGAUCUUGGGUCGAACACUACUCACUCAUUUCUAUGGUGGACAGUCGAAUGGGCCUGGACCGACACAACAGGAGGAAGUGAGCAGUGCGGGGGGGGGGGACCGUGCCGCUGCAGCGCACACUUGUUUACCUGUCACAGCGCAAUGUAUGUUUUCCUCUGCCACCUGGCCAAAGCCUCAGCGCGACCUGUUGUGGACCACAACGGUGCCAAACCGCUCAUCUGUCUCUCCCGGUGGAUCAAACCAUGUCGGGUCAGACAGCUAGUGCCAAAAUAACCACGCUCGGCUCUGUGUUGCUCUCAUUAUUGUUCUCCAGUUCUACUCAAAACCGUACCGGUCCGAUAUGGCCGAUCGCAUUUGGGUUGUUUUUUUUGUUUUUGGUUAUUUUUUUGUAUGAUGUUUUUGUAAAGGGAUAUUCAACACUACUAAGAUGCUCACGUGUGAAUAUUGAGAGGUGUCUGUGCUGUCUAUGAUGUCCGGCUUGUGUGGUGCAAACAAAGAAAAUAAAACCAUUUA
Messenger RNA from Lampris incognitus (smalleye Pacific opah), 3028 nucleotides. RefSeq lists its product as uncharacterized. Bases 863 to 1915 code for a protein of 350 amino acids. Gene Ontology annotation, cellular component: cytoplasm. The record is from RefSeq and is a predicted model, not a curated record. The transcript is spliced from 8 exons. Lineage: Eukaryota; Metazoa; Chordata; Actinopteri; Lampriformes; Lampridae.